AUGCUCAAGAAGCUCAAAACGCAGUUGAUUCAGGAGCAUCCUGGCUGGGGAGGACCGGUGCACCCAACGAUGCACAUCGUCUGGAAUGUGAACCCAAUGCAGGACAACUAUCUGGUUCACAAGCGGAAGGUCAAGCUUGCGUAUCGUGCCAUGGCUAAGGAGGACGGUGCUCUUGAGGAUGGCAGGCGUAUUGAGGAUUUGGGAGAGUUGGAGGAAGGGGAGCGUGUCAAACAACCGGCACGGUGCAUACACCAGGGGAACAAUGAUGAAUGGGUCAUUGAAUCCGCAAAAAUGGCCUCGAUUUACGGCCGAGCAGCUUUUACAGUUGAGUUCGUCGACCAAACCAGUCUCGUUGACGCCGCUGAAGCGUCCCGCGGUAUGUUUCUCAAGACCGAGCACGGGGAUCAUGAUAUCAACGGGGACUUCAGCCCACCAUACAACCCUCUGAGCCCCGAGUCUGGUUACCAGUGGCUGGAAACCAGCGGUAACUUUCCAAGCCGUCCCAAUGGAGAACUUGAUACCAGAGGCUGGGCAUUCCAGGAGAGGCUUCUUUCUCGGCGCAUUGUCAGCAUAACAAAAGAAGGAAUAUUUUGGGACUGUCUUCGGCUGAGCGCUUGUGACUGGCGUCCGCUAGGGUUUCUGGGCGACUUUUCACCCAGGUUUCGAGAUAACGACGAGCGAAAGAUCAAGGGGGCCUUAUUGAAUGGCAGCGCCCACGCUCAAGAAGAACAUGGUCUCUCGGCCACAGUUCGCAAGAAAUACUACCUUUUAUGGAGGCGACUCUUACAGAGCUACACCUGCCGAGCUUUCACCAACCCUCCAGAUCGCCCGAUGGCAUUUCAAGAAGUCCUUCAUCGGUUACGAUUUCUUCUUCAAGAGGAGGACCAUCACUUUGGGGUAUGGGAAGGGGACGUCUUGAGAUCUCUGAUCUGGUUUGUCGAGACAGAGGGCGAAAACGCGCGCGUCCUGCUUUCCGAACCAUUUGUGAAGGUUCCGUCAUGGUUGUGGGCGUCGGUGGACGCUCCGAUCCAGUACGGACUCUGGCACCCCUUUUGGCGGUAUCGAGUUCGCGAUAUCGAGGUCUUGGCACCACCGCACACGGUCGUCGAGAAUAUUUCGGUCAAGGCAUCUUCACCGGGACAAUUGUCAGGCUGCUUGGGUGAGGUUAUUCUUAGGGGUCCUUUGGCCACAUUGGAAACGACAAAAGUCAGGAGGUUACCUGGGUGUAAGCUCGUGUUUGACCCCAGGCCCGAGGCUUGGUAUUCAAGUCAGGUCUCUCCUGACUUCAUUCGAGAUACCAGCAGGUUGACAAGGUACUAUGAGGUCGACUGUUUGCAGGAUCUGGUGAUUAUGAAGAUCCUGGAGGGCGGCUACUCGGAGGAUCAAGUGGCACAUUACUGCCUCAUUCUACAGCCAUGUCUUCCUCCGAAGCCCCUUCCCCGACAAAACGGCGUCAAGCCACACCUUGGAUCGCUCCCCUCGUCACCCAGCUAUCAUCAAAGACUUGGACUCUUGGUGGUGGACAAAACACUGGACAACUUUUGUGCCGACGAUCCUGAUAUCUGCAAAGACGAUGGAUGUCUGUUGGAGAAGAAGCAAAAGAGAGAUGGCCAGCUCGUCUGUCGGAGAUGUUUGGGACGGAUAACAACCAUCGCUAUUGUGUAGCUACCUACUUACCUAGGAGCUGUUCCGUCUGGAUAGGCACCCCUGGCUAAACCGUCGCAGUCGAGUUCUCGGUUGUAAUCCCGCCAACCUUGUCCUCCUCCUCCAGCAUCCUCCGCGCCCUGUAAAACGCCGUGACUGUAUAAACCACACAGCCCCUAGGAUCCUCAUGCUCCAUCGACCACGGCCCAUUGAUAACCCCAUCAGAGUAAUCCCCAAUCGUGUUACAGAACUCGGUAUACAUGCCCGCCCAGAAACUGGUUUCGACAUUCGAAUCAUUGACCUUCUUAUCACCCGCGGUAUAAUCAUCACCACAAUCUGGCCGGUUUUGUUCAGGGACUGGAUUCAACCAGGGAGGACUGGCUGGAUCGUAGGUGUUGUUGGUGAAGGUCUCAUAGGCGAGGCAACAUCCGGACAUGCUCCC
This is a messenger RNA of Podospora pseudocomata, 2086 nucleotides long. RefSeq lists its product as uncharacterized. The transcript is spliced from 2 exons. NCBI's taxonomy places the organism in Eukaryota, Fungi, Ascomycota, Sordariomycetes, Sordariales, Podosporaceae. Bases 1 to 1665 code for a protein of 554 amino acids. The record is from RefSeq and is a predicted model, not a curated record.